Xenia sp. Carnegie-2017 is the source of this 972-nucleotide messenger RNA. RefSeq lists its product as uncharacterized. NCBI's taxonomy places the organism in Eukaryota, Metazoa, Cnidaria, Anthozoa, Malacalcyonacea, Xeniidae. The coding region runs from base 1 to 972 and encodes 323 amino acids. The record is from RefSeq and is a predicted model, not a curated record. The transcript has a single exon. Gene Ontology annotation, molecular function: nucleic acid binding. Gene Ontology annotation, biological process: DNA integration.
AUGGCGAAAAGAAAAAUGGAAAGAAAGGCAUACCUUGUUCUUUACGCGUGCAGUCUAACCCGAGCAGUGCACAUGGAGUUGUUGAAAUCACUGGAAGUUGCAGAGUUCGUCCCGAGCCUGAAGAGAUUAAUUGCAAGAAGAGGAAGACCGGAAAUAAUAUAUUCGGACAACGCUACUACAUUUAAGGCUGCAGAAAAGUGGCUUAGAUUGGCCCAGAAAGAUGAAAAGCUCAACUUGUUUCUUACUAAACGAAAGAUAGAAUGGAGGUUUAACUUAAGUCGAGCUCCUUGGUGGUUGGGGGCAUUUGAGCGACUGAUUGGUCUUUUUAAGCGUAGCUUUUAUAAGAGCGUUGGAAAUGGUAGAUUGACAUGGGAGGAGUUGUCUGAAGUCAUCUUGGACGUUGAGGUAGCACUUAACAAUCGCCCAUUAAGCUACGUAGAAGACGAAAUUGAGCAACCAGUGCUCACUCCCAACAAGCUGCUGCACAUAAACCCAAAUGAUCUUCCUGAAGUCAAACCUCAUCAUCAAGAAUCGACCGAUCUACGGAAAAGAGCUAAACAGCUGAAGAAAUACAAAGAUCAGAUGUGGCGACGAUGGACGCAAGAGUACAUCAGAGGAUUGAGAGAGCACCACAAGCAAAGGAAUGGUGGAAAGCAAUCAGAUUAUCCGAACCAUGGGGAUGUGGUAACAAUUGAAGGUGAAGAAAGGAACCGGAAUAUGUGGAAGAUAGGUAUUUUGGAAGACCUGAUCCGUGGACGGGACGGAGUUGUACGGGGAGUAAGGUUGAGAACAGCGAAGGGAAGACUCGAGCGGGCUGUGCAGCAACUCUACCCUCUAGAGUUAUCGUGUGACUUAGAUCCCAAAGGCGAAUUGAAUCCUGCAGCUCCUGAAUCCCAACCGAAACCACGACGUGAUGCAGCAGUCGCUGCAGAAGUGACAAUGCAACAACAUGUGGAAACUGAAGAGUGGUGA